Molecule: messenger RNA, 873 nt
Organism: Phytomonas sp. Hart1
Lineage: Eukaryota; Euglenozoa; Kinetoplastea; Trypanosomatida; Trypanosomatidae
Source: the annotation of a GenBank genome assembly
AUGUCAUCUGUCCAACGCAAACGUGGAAUAAGUUUUCGUGUUCAUUAUUGCAAUUCGAGCGACCUGUCUUACACACUCAAUGACACCGAAGAAAGUCUAGUGUCUUUUCGACGCACGCCAUCUCUGAGCAAUGUUGGGCAAUUUCUGAUUCCACCGAAGCUAAGCACCGAUGCGAAAAAACUGACAGUGGUUUUGGAUUUGGAUGAAACCUUGGUGUAUGCGCGGAUGGGUCCGCUUUAUGUACGCCCUGGCAUGGAGCAGUUGAUGGCCUUUUUGGCCGAACACUGCGAGGCGGUGGUGUGGACCUCCAGUGUGCACUUAUAUGCGGAUGCGGUAAUUGACCAAAUCGACCCAUGUGAUGCGAUUCGUCAUACUGUUUACCGACACUCACGCUGGUUUAACGGCCAGUCCGCGACCAAAGAACUGCAGCUGCUCGGGCGGGAUUUGGAGUCCACCAUCAUCAUCGAAAACACGCCGGACUGCCUGCUGGGCUAUGAGCAGAAUGGCAUCAUCGUGGAGGACUACGAGGGGGGGGAAUUAGAGGACACAACGUUAACCCGCUUACUGGGAUUCUUACAGGAUUUGGUGGCGCGGCGGGCGGCGGAUGGGAUUACCGUGCCGGAGUUCAUCCAAAGCAGCCACCAUCUCCGAUUGGGCGAGUUGCCCUCGAAUAAGGGCUCCUCCCUGAAAUGCUUUUGUUUGAAAUCGGCCGAUGAGGUUUCAGUGCCGGUGCGCAGGAAGAGAAAGUCGUUUGAUUCGUUAGCGCACUCAGUUCUUAGCCUUGAUCAACACGCGGUUCUUCGGAUUUUGUCUCAAAACGAAAUGAAAUCCUUCCUGAAACGGAGGACUAAGGGUCAAAUUAUGACUCGCUGA